Messenger RNA from Rangifer tarandus platyrhynchus (Svalbard reindeer), 384 nucleotides. Lineage: Eukaryota; Metazoa; Chordata; Mammalia; Artiodactyla; Cervidae. The record is from the annotation of a GenBank genome assembly.
AUGGCUGCGGGGCAUUCGCAAGCCUUGUCUGAGAAUCCGUCUUCGCAUUUGCGGCUCGGAGAGUCCCUUUUUCCGCAGUCAUUUAAAAGGGAACUGGGAAAAUGCACCGCAGUGCCUGACACUUCCGAGGGCUCUGGUGCCCCCGCGCGGGGAGAGAGCGCCCGGCACGCUUGGGAGCACCAACCCACGGCCGCGGCGACGCCAGGCACUGCGCGAGGGGCGCUCUCUGGCUCCAGAUGCGCAACCCGCGGCGCCCGACGCGUGCGCACCCCUGCCCGACCCGUGAGCGGCUCACCAGCUCUCGCCAGCUUCCUCCCGGGAAAAAGGCUGGCAUACCUCCCCUCGAAAAAGGGCGACGGGGAUGGGAUCUCCUCCAAAAGAUAA